AAUUCCUUUCAAUUUCAAUUUUCUUCUCUUUUCUCCAGCUACUUUGGACUCUCGCCAUGGAAUAAUAUCAGUUAACUCAAUUUCAGCUCAAUUUCUUCUUCUCCUUAUUCAUCUACUUUCCUCUUUCGUCACUUUACUAUGACUGACCUACCAUAAUAAGAGAGACGAAUACAGAGACAGAAGAUAUUUUUUUCUCAGUCCGUUUUCCCCAUUUAUUGGGUUUCGAGCAAAAUUUCUCCUUACGAUUUGCAGCGGCGCCGUUGAAGUUAGGGUUUCGUUUCGCUUUUUGGGAUCAAAAAUGGUGAGGAAACAUGGUUGGCAACUUCCCGCUCACAAAUUCCAGGUGGUUGCAAUUACAGUUUUCUGCUUAUUGGGUGUAGCGUUCUAUGCUUUUUUCGCUCCUUUCGUUGGAGGACGCUUAUGGGAGUUUAUUCUCCUCGGUGUUUACUCUCCAGUGGCUCUCAUUGUCUUUGUUCUUUAUGUUCGUUGUACUGCAAUCAAUCCUGCGGAUCCAGGAAUCAUGUCGAAAUUCGAAAGAGGUGCAGACAGAACCGAAAUGGGACACGACAAAGAUGUCUCGAGGAAGUUUAAUGAAACGGGCAGCCAGGUGCUGUCUUCUCCUUCUGUUGCCUCCAAGGCUUCUACUUUACCAGCAACCUCUAGCGUGAAAGGCUCUGUUGGAGAUGCUCAAAGAAGACUGGAAUCAGCUGGAGAAAAAUCUUGCUUUAAUCCUUUGGCGAUCCUGUGUGGUGUGUUUGUUUACGAAGAUUGUCGCAAGAAAGAAGAGAUAGAUGAACAGCAAGGGGACAGGGAAGAAGCUCUGUUUUGCACUUUGUGCAAUGCUGAGGUCCGUAAGUUUAGCAAGCAUUGUCGAAGUUGCGACAAAUGUGUAGACUGUUUCGAUCAUCAUUGCCGAUGGCUUAACAACUGUGUUGGUCGCAAGAAUUAUAUCACUUUUAUAUCCCUGAUGGCUGCUAGUCUUCUCUGGCUCCUUAUUGAAGCAGCAGUUGGAAUUGCAGUGAUAGUGCGGGUAUUUGUUAAUAAGAAAGGCAUGGAAACCGAGAUCGUCAAUAGACUCGGAAAUGGGUUUUCUCGGGCACCUUUUGCUACGAUUGUUAGUCUCUGCACUGCUGUUUCCAUUCUGGCAUUGUUUCCACUCGGUGAACUUUUCUUUUUCCAUAUGCUCCUCAUUAAAAAGGGCAUUACAACUUAUGAGUAUGUUGUGGCAAUGAGAGCAAUGAGCGAGGCGCCAGCUGGAGCUUCGAUUGAUGAGGAAAUGCCUAACGUUUUGUAUUCUCCCUCUGGAUCUGCCACGACUGGUUUUAGUGGUGGAAGCUCUCUUGGUCUACCAUAUAAGGGAGCCUGGUGCACUCCUCCUAGAGUCUUUGUUGAUUAUCAGGAUGAAGUCAUUCCUCAUUUGGACCCUGGAAUGGUCCCAUCGACCAUAGAUCCAGAUGCAGCUGAAUCAGCAGAGAGGGGUAACAAGAUCCCAAAGAGACCUGUCAAAAUCAGUGCUUGGAAACUCGCAAAGCUGAAUUCAAAUGAAGCUACAAGGGCAGCAGCCAGAGCCAGAGCAUCCUCGUCUGUCUUAAGACCGAUAGAAAACCGUCAUGGACAAGACGAUGACCUUAGUUCUAGUGGCACCAUCAGUGUCAUCAGCAGUGUAAGCACAGAUGCAAAUGGAGCUGUGUUGAGUAAAGAAAUGAGAAACAAUGAUCCAAGGUUGUCUCUUUCUAGAAACUCUUUUGCUCAAAGCCAAGGUAGCAGGGACGAGUACGAGACAGGGACACACAGUAUGAGCAGUUUCAGCAGUCCUAGCCAUGUUCACGAGGCCGUCACGCUUAGCCCUCUCCCUCAGUCUCAUACAGCUGGCCACCGCUUCACUGCACCGGCAUCAUUAAAUGCUCCUCGUCCACCUCUUAAUCCAGCGACCAACCACUUGAUCCACUCAACCUUUGAUGCAAAGAUAAUGCAGAAAGGAAACAACCCCGAUCCAUUGCUUCACACUGCUCCUUCAGCUUCUCUUCUGAGAGAUGUGAGAAGAACAUCAGUUGUUUGGGACCAAGAAGCAGGUAGGUAUGUAUCAGUUCCUGCAACAACAUCUGAGGCAAGAACCAGAUUGUUCUCACAGAACCAGCCACUUCCUAUCUCACACAUGGGUAACACUCAGAAUCCAAGACCCGUUGUUCUUCCACCUUCAUCUGGUAAGGCUCCUCCUCCAUUGCAGCAAGGAGAGAGACUUACGUAUACAGGUGACUCAAUCUUCUUUGGGGGUCCUCUGGUGAAUAUUCCGAACAGAGAUAGCCUUAGACAUGAAGGAGACUCGGGAAGAGAGGGACAAGAGAGAAUGACAUUGACAUUGCCUCGAGAAGCUAGAUUCAGAAGAGACUCAGCCUCAAACCAGCUUCCAGUCUUUGCUCCUGUUGGUAACCGCAAGUAAAAACCUUCAAUAUUUCAAGGACCUUGAUAGAGACUGACAGGAGAAGAAGAGGCUUAGCUGCUUGAAGGUCAAAAUCAAUGGGACUCGCUCAACGGUUGCAGUCAAUAGAUACGAUUUGUCUGAAUCUCCGGGGACUUGUGGUUGAGUAGUUUGCGGAUUAGUUGAUGAGGUAGAAAGUAGAAUCCUUUGUGAACAUUCCUUCCACGAGCUGGGUCUUCUUACAUCAUUGCUUCAUUAUUGGCUUUGAAAGAACCAAGUUGUUGUAUGACUCCAUGAAUCUAAGAUCUUGCUUUUAUGAUCAUUACUUUAGAGAAUUAGCUCAGGUUCAAAGUUAUCUUCUUCUCAGCUCGACUU
Messenger RNA from Eutrema salsugineum, 2794 nucleotides. RefSeq names its product probable protein S-acyltransferase 19. Lineage: Eukaryota; Viridiplantae; Streptophyta; Magnoliopsida; Brassicales; Brassicaceae. The record is from RefSeq and is a predicted model, not a curated record. The coding region runs from base 299 to 2440 and encodes 713 amino acids. Gene Ontology annotation, biological process: peptidyl-L-cysteine S-palmitoylation; protein targeting to membrane. Gene Ontology annotation, cellular component: endoplasmic reticulum; Golgi apparatus. Gene Ontology annotation, molecular function: protein-cysteine S-palmitoyltransferase activity. The transcript is spliced from 10 exons.